Oldenlandia corymbosa var. corymbosa is the source of this 1094-nucleotide messenger RNA. Lineage: Eukaryota; Viridiplantae; Streptophyta; Magnoliopsida; Gentianales; Rubiaceae. The record is from the annotation of a GenBank genome assembly.
AAAAAAGGAUAAGGUUUAUUUUACUAAUUACUAGUACCAGACUAAUUUACUGCUCCUAUCUCCCGAUAUCUAUAUGUAUAUAUACCAUUUGGCCUUUGCUUUUCGUAUUCCACUCCACCACCUUUUUUCCAUUCUCCGUUAUCACUGCACAUUGUCAGAUUCCUCAUCGAUUCACUUUUUGUAGUAGGGAAAAAAAAAAUGGCGUUGGAAAUCAACCAAGGUAUGCAACUCAUCGAAAGAGAAGAAGUCUUCACCGUCGCCGGCAGAGAUAAGAAGGGCCGUUUACUUGUCACCGUCAUCGGCAAAUAUUUCCCUGUUGGGCUGGUGAGCGUUGAUAGCGUGAAAAAGUAUCUGGAGGAGAAGGUGUACCCUGCUCUGGAUAAUCAGCCGUUCUCCGUAGUGUACUUCCACUCCGACGUGGAGAAAAGCGACAACAACAUCGGAAUCUCUGCUCUGAGGUCAAUCUAUGAUUCCAUUCCGAUCAAAAUCCGGGAUAACCUCCGAGCUGUUUAUUUCGUUCAUCCUAGCUUCCAGUUCAGGCUGUUUAUGGCCACCGUCGGCAGGUUCAUGUUCGCCGGAGGGUUAUACGGGAAGAUAAAGUACGUAAUCAGGUUGGAUUUCCUUUGGGAAAACGUGAGGAGGAAAGAGAUUGAUAUCCCAGAAUUUGUGUGCGAUCGAGAUGAAGAGUUGGAUCGGGUCCGGUCGAUGGAUUAUUGUAUAGAGAGUGAUCACCCGAGAGUUUGCCGGGCUCCGGAUGUGGAUUCCUCCAUGCCAAUGUAUUAUUCUACCAGAUGCAUCUCUUGAGUCCUGUUUUCUCUUCUCUCCCGGAAGAAUAAAAAGAAACAGAGUAAAUUGUAGGAAUCAAAGUUUUAGCCGUUUCCUUCAUGAUGUUCAAAUUUCAAAGUUUCCAUUAGUGUACAAAUAUCUUUUUAAUGUUGAUUGUUAAUUAAGCAGUUAAAAAGUUUAUCCCUUUUCCCCGUUUUCAUAUCCUCAAGAUAUGCAGCAGAAAGAGUGUAAUGUACAGUUAUCUGUUUUCCUGACACAAGUGUGAAAAUCAAAAAGAUGCAAACAAAUCCGGUCCCACCAGAUAAAAG